This is a messenger RNA of Mesorhabditis spiculigera, 4860 nucleotides long. Lineage: Eukaryota; Metazoa; Nematoda; Chromadorea; Rhabditida; Rhabditidae. The record is from the annotation of a GenBank genome assembly.
AUGAGCUACUACAACGACUACGACUACGCCUACUUUUCCCAUUUGAUAUGGGCCUGGAACAAUUUUGUUUCCAAUCAAGCAGCAGCUGCUGCACUAAUGAAUCCUGGAGGAGCACCCAAUGGUAUACAGGUGCCGGGUGUACCACUUCCACCUCUUCCGCCUCCUCCGCCUCCGCCUCCGCCUCCGCCUCCGCCUCCGCCUCCGCCUCCGCCAACUCCGCCGCCUUCUGAUCACCAUGAAAAGACGAAACUCAAGCGAAAAGCGAGAAGGACUGAUGGAACUCCCCGUUUCUCUUCAGAUGGAGAGAAUUCGGUACCCCUAAAUCGUGCCAGAGACGAAACUUCAGAGAUUGAAGUGGAAAGGCAUGUCAUCUACGGUGGUGCUGCUAAUGAUGUUGACGUUGAGGAAGAUGAGAUUCUCAACGAUAAUGCGGGACUCAACUCAAUGUUUGACGAACACGCAAUUGCCCCGGACGUUCUCGACGGGAUAAAGAAGAAACUAGACGGAAAAGAUUUCCGACUGCAACUCUCAAAGACGAGAGCACGAGGACUUAGAAUGGAUCAAGCGACGGCAACUGUCGAUAUCGAUCCGACUACAGCGCCUGACAACUUCCUGCCUGUCCUCCAGGAAGCCAUGGAUCGUCUGUUUGACACUGUCGGCAACACCAGCCUGGACGGCUAUGAAGUGCGAAAAGGAGGAGCGGGCUUCAAUGGAUGGAGAGGAAAACUCGUUGUUUUCGACCCCGCAGACCUUGAGAAUGCGUGCUUCCCCAUGAGCGUCUACCUUCUCGUGGAGUUGGCCAAACUGAUGGACCUCGACAGCACUAUCGAAAGAAGAAACCUGAAAGUCAGGGGCAGGGCAAAGCAGCGGGAAUGGACUCAGCUCAGGCAAAGCCUUACCCAAGAGUUUGACGGGGCUUUCCACCAAGACCCGGACACAAUCGUGAAAGCUCAAGACUUUUUGAGAAGCCUAUGGCCCGGAUACAUAGCCGGACAGAUGGUAUCCCUGCCUGAAGCCGCCCAAGUCCUCAAGGAGGUCAACCGACGGAAGCUUGGGAGGAUCUACAUGUUCGACAAGGCGGGCAAAAAGCUUGGAUGUACGCCCGACUACAACAAUGUCGAUGGCCGUGUGCUGACGAUGGUGUACGAAGAAAGGAACGAGCACUUCAUCCCUGUCACUAAGGCACCUUCGGCCGUUACGUGGAUUCGUCAAUCUCCCUACGACAUCGACGAGGUCUUUGCGUACAAAAAGCAGUGCGAUGGCUGCGGAGUCUACUACAACGAGAACUGCCACAAAAAAUGUGAAUGGCGAUGCCUGAGAUGCCAGACAACAGGCAAGACAUGUGAGAACGAUCCCGGCGUCCGGAUAAGAUGCACGACGUGCAAUGUCUGCUUCCAGAACCAUACGUGCUAUGACAAUCACUUCAGGAAUCGUGUGUGUGGAAAGCGCUUCUUCUGCUUGAAGUGCAACUACUACUACGAUGUCACCAGUGGUGGUAUGAAGGCACAUGUGUGUGGACAGCGCUUCUGCCAGACAUGUAUGAAAAUGCAGCCCAUCAAGCACGACUGCAUCUUUGCUCAGGCACAUGACAAGCCUGCAACCCGUUACAAGUCUCAGCGUUACACCAUAAUCGUCCUCGACUUUGAAACAGAGGUCGUCAAAUACGUCAACGGCGAGAUGAUCGACAUCCCACACAAGGCAACGCACUGCUACAUGCGACAAAUGUGCGAGGAAUGCACUCCUGAUGAACUCUGGGCCGGCGAGAAAAUCAAAGGAGGGCGCCUCGAGCGAUACGACCACGAACUUGACGAAGAAUCCGACGAAGAUGAAAACUCUGCCGAUGAAGAGCACCGCCCAAAGAAGCUGCGGGACCGCUGGAUAAUGCGCAGGCCCCAAGGGCAGUGUCGAGGACAGUGCUUCGAAAAAAGGUUCUCGAAUCUCGACGAACACGGCGUCUGGCAUGAGGGCAAGGUCGUUGAGGAUGUCGUCGACUUUUUGCUUUUCGAAAAGCACGACAAGAAGCAGGAGAAGAUCGUCCUCGCCCAUAACGGAGGAGGGUACGAUUGGGUGCUCCUACUCCCGGCUCUGAUGGCUCGAAAAAUCCCCUACACACCGCUAAUGCGAGGGUCCCGUAUCGUGGAAAUGAAGAUCGCAGGCCGCCCAAGCGACUGCAAGCAGAACCGAGCGCGAGCAGUUCAACGCCGACCUCCGGCCCCACAUGAGCGUCGCCGAAAUAAGCUCCGCUUCAUGGACACGUAUCGGUUCAUUCCGAUCGCCCUGGGCAAGUUCGCCGACGUGUUCCGGCUCAACGAAGAGAAGGGUGUCUUUCCAGUGUUUGCAAACUGCGAAUACUGGCGUCAACCAAACCCUCGAGGCUGGCCGUCCGAAGAAUGGUUCCCGGUUCGCACAGAAGGGCAGCUGAAGAAGGUACGAGAAACGCUUGUGGAGAAAGCCGGACAAACUUUCAACCUUGAAGAAGAAAUCUGGAAGUACUGCGAGUCAGAUGUGAAUGUGCUGCUGAUGGGUGUGAUGCUCUUCAGGAAGAACCACGUGGAACGAGGCGGAUUCUGCCCGUUCUCCUCGUGCUCAACGCUGGCGUCUACCUGCAUGACGCUCUUCCUGAUGAAGUACUACAAGGGGCAGCCGAUCGCAAUGGUUAAAGAAACCCCUGAAGGAGCUGAGCGCAAGUACUCUGAGGUUGCCGAGAAAUGGCUGCAGUGGAUGGAAUAUCAGCAAAAUGGACACCCGAUUCAACGGCAGCUCGCGUAUGGCGGCGAGAAGCGCAUUGUAUGCGGAGCAGCAGAAUAUUUCCUUGAUGGCUACUCGGUGAUGCCAGACGGGAAGCGUGUCGGCUUCGAGUUCAACGGGUGUUAUUGGCACGGCUGUCUCUCUUGCUAUGGCCCGAACGCCAACUUCCCUGCCGGCAAGGGACAAGCGGAUACAAUUCGGGAGCGGUUCGACCGGACCGUCCAGCGAUACGAAGCUCUCAACAAUUCAGAGCUACUGGACGAAAUCGUCGUGAAGCGUGAAUGCGACUUUUACAGAGAGCUGCAAGAAGACGGUGAGAUGCGCGAGUACUGCGAAAACCUCGACAUUCCGGGGAGACUCUGCCCGCGACGUGCCCUAAAGGGAGGCCGAACUGAAGCCUUCAAGGCAUGGUCGACUCCUGGCAAUCAAGUGCAUUACCAGGAUGUUAAUUCAAUGUACCCUCAUGUGCAGCGCGAUGGGCUGUACCCACUUGGCGAAGCAGUUAUUGAAAUGUUCCAGGGCAAACCCAAUCGCCUUCCUUCUCAUAUUGUUAAAAAAACAUGGCGGGCCGUCGAUGUGUACGAAGAAGGCCUGUUGAAGAGGGAACGCCGCUGUGUGCAAGAGAUCCAAGUUCGGGGUUUCCUGUACGUCGAUGUCCUGGUUCCGCGCGACAUCCCGAUCACGCUUCUCCCUCUGACAGUCAAGGGAGGUCUCCAAUUCCCGGUCUGUGGACGAUGCGCCCAAAUGAAGAAGCCUCCUCGAGUCUGCACCCAUACGGACAGCGAAAGGUUGCUGCGUGACGUCUACUGGUACGAGGAGCUCCAGCUGGCUCUCGAUUGGAAGUGUGAGAUUCGAUGCGUCCACGAAACGAUGAGCUGGAAAUCCUUCACCGCCGACUUCUUCAAGGAGUACGUCAGUGACAACAUUCGUCGAAAAGUUGAAGCAAGUGGAUGGCCAGACGAUGCUCAAACUCCAGAAGAAAGGGCGAUCUUCCUCAAGAACUUUGAAGACCAAAUGGGUGUCCCUCUAAGGCCUGAAGAACUUGACCGUCCCAACCCAUCUGCACGCUGGCUGGCUAAGUUGGCCAAUAACAAUCUCUGGGGCAAAUUCGGCCAGAAGCCCACCAACACGAAGACGGACAUUUGCUACACGGCUGAUGAAGUUGAGAAGAUUUGGUGCGAUCCAAGCCGAGUGAUUACUGAUGAGUACCUGAUACCCGAGCAUAAUGUCUGGAUAGUCAAGCAUAAGGGACAUCGAGACGACACUGUGGCCCGCUCAAAGGGUUCAAUUGCUGUGGCUGCCAUAACUACGAGCCGUGCACGACUACGCCUAAAUCAGCUGCUGCUCCAGGUCUAUCCUCGACAUGUGUACACGGAUACGGACUCGAUUGUCUUUGAGGGUGGCUCUGUGGAAGAUGACGAACUUGUCAGGCGGUUCUAUGCUCGAGAAGUGGGCCCCCAACUCGGUCAGCUGACUUCGGAAAUCCCCACCGGAUGGACAUGUGUGAGCUUCGUCUGUCCUGGCUCGAAGCAGUAUGCGGCUCUGUUGAAGAAGGACGGCGAGGAAGUGUACCAAGAGAUCAUUAAAACUCGAGGCAUCACGCAAGAUCUCGAUAAUAAGGGGAAGCUGACAUUCAACCGCAUGAAGUGUAUGGCAACUCAAUUUGUUGAACGCUAUCGAAGUGACGAAGCCGAACGGGCCGCUGCAGAUGAACCAGAACCUUCGAUUGAAUUUAAUUAUAAGAAUAUUCGCAGACCAAAGCCCGGUGUGCUAGAAACUGUUGAAGAACCCACAUGUGGCCCGCGCGCGCCAUUCGACACAGUCCCCGCUCAGUCGCAAUCUCGCCGAAAAAACGAGAUGGCCGCUUACAUUCAAGUGCAUGAAGAUCUCGACAAUCUGAUUGUCCACAACCUGGAGAUUGUGCGCUACACCACCUGCCCGAUUCCAUGUCCCUCCGAUGGCCGCUGUUACGGCUUUGCCGGAUUCAGUUUGCCGGUGUUCUGCUCAAAUAUCGAAUCGAGGCUCGUGGCCGUGGCGGAGAAUUGUGUUGCGACUCCGCUAGACAUGACGACCCUUAUCAUCAUCAUCACAAUAAUCGCCCUUGUGCUACGC